ACGGACAACGAAAUAGAGUUGUUCAAGAUGUUUAAAAAACCGGAACCACUUGCCAUGAAGAUCACCUCUUCGAUCAAUCUCCUGACUGAUGACGAUCAUAACACAGAGUUGCAUUACGCCGCUGCCAACGGAAGAGAUGGAGCUAUCACGAAGGAGUUGCUAAAAAAACACACCAUCGAUGCCGAGAAUUAUCUGGGAUGGACUCCGCUGAUGAUGGCUUGCAGGAAUGGGCAUCUGAGUACGGUCCAGUUGUUGUUGAAGCUUUCAGCCGAUGCUAGCAAGAAGAACAAGUAUGGGUACUCCGUAUUUCAUAUAAGCAUAUCGAGUGGUAAAAUGGAGAUCGUGUCCCUGAUUUUGAAACAUCUGCUAGAGGGUGGAAUUUCGAGAAGAUCCAUGCAGAAUAUUCUCUCGCCUGUAUCUCUGGCUAUAGUAUUCCAACAACACGAUGUGUUGGAGUUUUUAUCUGUGCAGUUUGAUAUCGACAAAGCUACACCUUUGACAG
Molecule: messenger RNA, 502 nt
Organism: Leptinotarsa decemlineata (Colorado potato beetle)
Lineage: Eukaryota; Metazoa; Arthropoda; Insecta; Coleoptera; Chrysomelidae
Product: nuclear factor NF-kappa-B p105 subunit
Molecular function (GO): protein binding
Source: RefSeq, a predicted model, not a curated record